Molecule: messenger RNA, 2070 nt
Organism: Clonostachys solani
Lineage: Eukaryota; Fungi; Ascomycota; Sordariomycetes; Hypocreales; Bionectriaceae
Source: the annotation of a GenBank genome assembly
AUGGCUCCAGAGCCGAUACCCAACACCGAACGCAUGGCGCAUCCAUCUCCCCAAGCAUCAAGCCUAAAAGGAGCAACUCCAGCUAGGCGGCGAUUGAAGAAUCUGAGAAGAACACGCAAGAGAAGCACUCUGUACUGCAAACUGGACCAGGAUCGACAUGAGUUCCGCCUUCUUACCAUCCAUCCCCGAAACACACAACCCUUCUCGCCGCAUCCCGAGGGCAGCGGAAUCUCAGCAUCCUUGACUACACAGUCUCUCGACGACCCUGCCGAGUAUUUCGCUCUUUCCUACGUGUGGGAAUCGGAUCAGUAUCACCCACGGUCGUAUGGUGACGGCACGCGUCGCGCAGGCCACCUUCUUGUAGAUUCCGUCCGCCUUGAAGUGAGUCGGAAUCUUUGGUUUGCCAUCGAGCAAAUCCGCCAGGAUGAAAAUACGGUUCGAAUAUGGGUCGAUGCAGUGUGCAUCAAUCAGACAGAUCUGGACGAGAAGGCAUGGCAAAUCAGUCUCAUGUCGCGCAUUUAUCAGCAAGCAUCCCAGACUUUGAUUUGGCUGGGAGAGGGGUCGUCGUUAACCCAACUAGCUAUGGACUUCCUUGGCGACUUGACUCGUAAAAAGUUUCAUGAGGAGGUGAAGGCGUUAGAGGAAUACUGCCAGAAACACUUUACGGCAACUCCUCAUAUUCUGCCCCCCUCGAUCGAUGAUUGGAGCUUUUGCAGGGUCUGGACCGAUAAGGAUUCGCGGCUGGCCAAAUGGGAUCAUCUGAGCAGUAUUCUCAGCCUGCCUUGGUGGGGGCGGCGAUGGGUCAUACAGGAGGCAUUCUUCUCCAAAAAACCUGUGGUGAUUCUUGGGAAGGCAUCCGUUCCCAUGGACAAGUUCGCGGAGCUAGCUACCUGGCAUGCCCAAUAUCUCUCGGUAACGAGAGAUGUGCAAGUUCUUGUCAAGGAGCUCUUCCGCAAAUGCCCAUUCUACUAUUUACUGAGGCAGUGGAAGACGUAUCGACGUGAUAUCUCGAUCCACAGGGCUCCUCUUCCAGUUUGGUUGACACUCUCUCGGGAUUUUAACCAGAGCAUUCUGCGGGAUUUCAUCUUCGGUGUUCUAUCGCUAGCUUCCGCUCGCGAUCAGCUCAAUAUCCAGGCUGACUACUGGGGCUCUGAUCAUAUGGUCUUCAUCCGCUUGUUUAUUCACCUGAUUGAGAUCUACGGCUUCAGAACGUUCCGGUUCAAUCUACCGUCCUUCGAGUCACUUGGAGGGUUGACUCUCCCAUCUUGGUGCAGCGGUGAUAAAUACGGGGGGUUUCAAAAUGCGCUGAGCUCGUCGCGGUCGGUAUCACAAAAUAGUGAGCACUUUGAGGUCUGCGGAAACACCAAACAAUCCAUUCGAUUUAUCUAUGAGCGCACCGGUGAUGAGGUCCUGUUUACCCGGCCAGGGUCACCCAAGUCUACUCUAUCCAGCGAUAUCCUAAUGGCAGCAAAAGGAUUCCAAUUCGACGAGGUCAUCAUUGUUGUACCAACAGGUCUAUCUCCCAAGGGCGGUAUCAACGGCAUACGUUUCAAUUCCCUUGAAGAACAACUCCAAGAUGCAGUCAGAAGUUGGCAGCGGCGCCUUCGGGGCAUCCAGGUUGAUCCAUACCGAGAUACGUGUGGUCGGCUCGAAGCAAUGUUCAUGGCCCUUCUUGGAGGGCGGCUUGGAACCCUCACAAAGGCCGACUGCCAUGCUCAAUUUUUACAAUGGAUCGAACCGAGGGCUAGUUUCUCGACACGCGAUGGGAAGAGAAGCAAUUCUUUAGCCACAAGGCCAGACCGUGGCUUAUUCUAUGCGGGCAUCCGGCCACGCUGUUUCAAUCGCUCAUUGCUUAUUACAGCGAAAGGAUAUGUAGGGCUUGGGCCACUCGACGUCGAGGAAGGGGACAUCAUCUCGAUUUUUCACGGCGUCACCGUUCCAUUAGUGUUGCGCAAGCAGACCAAGGCCGAGUAUCAUUCAUUUAUAGGAGAGACAUAUGUUCACGGCAUAAUGCAUGGAGAAGAAGUAGCGGAACAUUGCCGGGAGGAGACGGAAUUUAUUAUGAUAUAA